AUUAGAAUGCCAACAAUAAAAAAUAAUAAAAAUAAAAAUAAAAACAUUUAAAAUAAUUUCUCCAUUUGUCAUUUUUUGUUUGCCUUGCAGAUAGAUUGACCAGAACAACAGCUGCCCGGUGUAGAAGCGGUUCGCCAACAUCACAAAAAUGCCCCAUCGUUCAUCAACAAUGAUUUUGAAGAGUACCCGAAAAUAUGUCAAAUAUUUCUAUAUUUUUCUGGGUACCUCACUCAUAGCCCUGGGCGGAUUUUUUCUCAUAUAUUCCAGACCGUUGCUCGAUCGGUUUAUAGAUAGUCAAAUGAUAUUACGUCCCGGUGCCGAACUAACCAAAAUGUGGGCUACACCUGAUGUCAAUGUUACGGUGGAUUUUUAUUUUUUCAACUGGACAAAUGCCGAAGAUUUCUAUGACAUGUCCACAAAGCCCAAGUUCAAUCAGGUUGGGCCUUUCAGCUACAUUGAAGUGCCGCAUAAGAAAAUCUUUAAAUGGCAUGACAACAACCACACCAUGGAUUAUGCCAAGAUCCAUUAUUAUCAUUACGAUGCGGAACGAUCCAAGCUAGGCUUGAAUGAUACCUUGGUGUCCAUUAAUGCCCUAAUGGUGGGUGCUGCUGCAAAAUCAAGACAUUGGCCUUACCUGAUGCGUACGGUUAUCGAUAUGGCCUUGAAAUUCUAUAAAAAUGGAGCUGUCUGGACAAGAACUGCUGAUGAAUUCUUUUUCAGGGGAUUCAAUGAUGAAAUUGUCAAUCUAUUGGCCGUACUGCCAGCAUCGCUGCGGUAUAACUUGGGAGUUUUUAUGCCAUGGGAUCGGAUUGGUUAUGCCUAUGCUCGCAAUGGCUCCACCGACUUCCUGGGAACGCACAGCAUACACACCGGAGUCGGUGAUAAGACCAAACUCGGCGAACUUCUCCUGUGGAAGGGUCAAAAUCGCACCAAAGCUUUUAGCAACGGCUGCAAUGCCAUUCACGCUUCGCCGGGUGAAUUUCAGAAGACCAAUUUGAAAAAAUACGAAUCAAUUGAGUAUUUCUUUACGGAUUUUUGUCGAGCCGUAAAGGCGGACUAUGACAGCGAGGUAUACUAUAAGGGUGUACGGGCUUUUCGUUAUAAAAUUUCGCCGAGUGCCUUUGAUAAUGGUACAACGUACCCCGAAUCGAAAUGUUAUUGCGAUGGUGAAUGUAUGCCGUUCGGGGUAUUCAAUAUCAGCAGCUGUUAUUAUGGUCUACCGAUUCUGAUAUCGAAACCACAUUUUAUGGAUGCCGAUCCGUUUUAUGCGAAUGGGGUGGAGGGAAUGGCGCCCAAUAGGAGUGCACAUGAAACGUAUAUUAUUGUGGAACCACGAACGGGGCUUGUGAUGAAUUUGCAGGGGCGUUUGCAGUUGAAUAUUUACAUAAGGCCCACAACGCAUAUAAGAUCCUUUCCGACGAAACGUAACUUUGCCUUCCCCGUCGCCUGGUUCGACAUGACAAUGGAAGUCUCUGAUUUUGGGGCGAUGACACUACGUCUCCUGAACAAUUUCCCUCUCUAUUGUGAUAUUUUGGGAAUCAUACUAAUUUUAUUAGGCAUCAUUGUGGCCCUGUGGAAACCAUGCCGGGAUCAUUGGAAUAAACGUUAUCUCCAACACAUGGAGAUCAAUACCCUGCCCAGUGAGGAGGAUGAAAAACUUCCAUCCAGUGAUUUAGAAUCCAAAGAUAUUAGCAGUAACAAAGAUUUAUUUGGUCCGCGUCGAAGUUUGCCGAUUGUGAUAUCCCAUCUGGAGGGCGAUGAUGAGGCGUGGCGUUCGUGUCUGGACGAGGAGCAGCGGGCUGCAAGUGAAGUGACGUCGUCCGAAGAAUGUGAUACCAGUCUGGAAAUGGACAGUUGA
Messenger RNA from Musca domestica (house fly), 1858 nucleotides. Its product is annotated as protein peste. Gene Ontology annotation, molecular function: scavenger receptor activity. The transcript has 5 exons. The record is from RefSeq and is a predicted model, not a curated record. The coding region runs from base 149 to 1858 and encodes 569 amino acids. NCBI's taxonomy places the organism in Eukaryota, Metazoa, Arthropoda, Insecta, Diptera, Muscidae. Gene Ontology annotation, cellular component: cytoplasm; membrane.